UUUCUUUUUUUUCUUAAUGAAAAAUUUGCAGCCAAAUAAUGUACUAGAUGGAUGAUGAUUGAGGGAAGGCGAGAGGAAAGUAUGGUGAAAUAACCAACUGCCGACGGUACUCACAGCCAGUCAACGAUAAGUAGCCACCACCGCCGCCACCAUCCUCCGCCUCUCUCCCCCGUCGGCAAAUUCCCCCAUCCCAGACAAUGGAUUCCUCCCCACUGAAUCGCCUCCCUCAAGACACUUUCCACCAGAUCUUCGCCCAGCUACCCCUUCGCGACAUCUUCAUUUCCCGAUGUGUCUGCAAAUCCUUCAACGCGUCACUCUCUUCUCCGGCUUUCCUCCACCUCAUCACCGCCGAUCAGCCGCCUCUCUCCCUCCUCGCCCUCCGCCCCUCCCACCGACACUCUCACUGCGCCGCCGCCGCCGGCGGAUCCUCCUCCCCUUCUCUCAACGUAUUCGACACCUCCCUCAACUACUGGUUCCGUUUCCCCCUCUCCUUCCUCCCCUUCCGUUCUCACUACCCCAUUACUUCCUCCCNCACCCGCGAUUUCAGUGUCCUCCCUCAGCUCGGCUCCGCUUGGUGCCGCCAUGGCUCAGUCCUCGUCGGCUCCCCCAGUCAAGUCCUCGUGCUCACCGAGCUAGCUGCAAUCUACUACAGUCCCAAAUCAUCUCCUGAGAACUGGCAGAUAUUUUCCUCAAACUUGCCCUCAAAACCGCGUAGCCCGGUGUUGAUCUCCGACACAAUCCUCGCUCUCUGCGAUGUCGGAUCUCCAUGGCGAGCCCAGUGGAAGCUCUUCAAGUCAACAAUCAAGGAUUUGCAGAUGACCCAGCAAUGGACUCGCCUGGAGAAGCAAGAAUGGGGGGACAUUUUCGACAUCCUGAAACGGCCCAGAUUGUUAGUGGGUGAGAACAAUAAGUUGUUGAUGAUUGGGGGGUUGAAGAUCUCUUACUCAUUGCACAAUUCUUGUUCCACCAUUUUGAUUCUGAGGUUGGAUCUGGAGAGCCUGGAAUGGGAGGAGGCAGGGAGAAUGCCGGCUGAGAUGUUUAAGCAUUUCCCAGAUUCAACCAAGUUCAAGGUGUUUGGUGGAGGGAGCAGAGCUUGUUUCUCAGGGAAGAGGGUUGGAAGAUUAGCUCUUUGGGAGGAGCGAGAGAAUGGAGAUGCAGAUUGGCGUUGGGUCAGUGGAGUUCCUGGCAAUGGUGAUGGACUUUACAGAGGUUUCAUGUUCCAAGCUCGGCUUACUGCUUCACCAUAGAAUCCACAUGGAAGAAGAAGAAGAAGAAGAAGAAUAUGUGUGAUGGUAAUGUUACUUAUUUACGUUCCACUUCGUUCAUUUGAAUUAGUACCGAAAUAUUGGUUUUCAGACUUAUAAAACCAAUUGUUGUUGUAUGAUUAUCAACUAUAAAGUAUCUGUUUUCAUUCAUUUGAACAUAAGUCCAAAUGACAAUAGAUGAUUUAUUACAUUGUCUGUUACUACAACUGUGUAAUUUUUUUGUUUAUAAUCAGAAACACCAUUGUAAUCUGCUUGAAUUGCUUUUCUUGCGUGCUCGAUCUCUGCAACCCUUGAGCGUAGUUUUAGUUAUGAUCAGAACCAUCAUCUCAGGCUCUCAGCUCAUUAUUCUGUCUCCGUUCAAAUUGAUCCUUUGAUCAGCUUUUUUCCUGGAGUUUUCAUGUUCCGUGCUCUUCAUACCUUCUUCUUCUUCCUCAGCAUAUGAAGCUUUAUCUUGAGUCUUGACAGAAACAAUAAGGCUAGGAGAAUAUA
Molecule: messenger RNA, 1754 nt
Organism: Cuscuta campestris
Lineage: Eukaryota; Viridiplantae; Streptophyta; Magnoliopsida; Solanales; Convolvulaceae
Source: the annotation of a GenBank genome assembly